CUGUCAGCCGGGUUCGUUCGGGUUUGAAGGCUUGAAGAAACAUACAGGCGGAUCGAGUGGCCGCAAAGUGGUAAAAUAACGGAAAUGAAGAGGCUCGUGUCACUCCUCAUAACGGUGUACGCCUCGGUGCCCGUCGUGCUCUACCUGUUCCCCUGGACACUCAACUAUGCUGUGUUUGCUCACCUGGUGAGGUUUCCAUUGCUGGUGGAUCUCAGCCGACCUGAAGAUGUGCUGAAUUACACACGCAACUUCUACCUCAACACCGAGGAGGGCAUCUCAGUGGGAGUGUGGCAUACGCUCCCCGCCAGCCAAUGGGAGGAGGCCACUGGGAAAGGCCCCGAGUGGUACCAGGAGACUCUGGGAGAUGACCGUCCUGUUAUUAUCUAUCUCCAUGGAAACGUAGGGACCAGGGCAAAAAACAACAGAGUGCAACUAGUGAAGAUCUUGAGUGCUGCAGGGUACCACGUUUUGUCUUUAGACUACAGAGGUUUUGGAGACUCCACAGGGGAGCCCAGUGAAGCAGGGCUGACCAGUGACGCCCUCUACCUGUACCACUGGGUAAAGCAACGCAGCAAAGACAGUCUGGUCUGCCUGUGGGGACACUCGCUCGGCACUGGGGUGGCGACAAACACUGCAGUGAAAAUAUUAGAGCAAGGCUCCGCUGUUGAUGCUUUAAUCCUGGAAGCUCCGUACACCAGAAUCGGACGGGUCGUUGUCAACCAUCGGCUCGCCAAACCGUACAUGUUCCUGCCAGGAUUUAAGAGCUUGCUUGAGUAUCUUCUGGAGGAGAACAACAUCGAGUUUGCCAACGAUAAAAAUUUAAAGAUAUUGACCAGUCCACUCCUCAUCCUGCAUGCAGAGGACGACCACGUGGUCCCUUACCACAUGGGUCAGCAGCUGUAUCAGAUAUCACUGGAGGCGCAGAGCAAAUUCAGCACAGAUGUUAAAGUCAAGAUGGUCUCCUAUGAAGCAAGUCGUGGAUACUCUCACAGCAGCAUGUAUUUGGAUCCCAAUUUGUCAGAUGUGGUUGGGACAUUUCUUCAAAGCGUUUGAAUAUAAGGAACCUCUCCCUUCCAUCAAAUGGUGAAUGGUGAAGAUUUCACGUCGAUUAUGUUUACAAUAAUGUCCUAACAGAUCCAAUUCACACUGAGUUUUACUUCCAAGGGUACAUAAUACCUGACAAAAUCAUUCCAAGUCAUGUUGAAUUUCACUUUGAUUUAAUCAGUGAGUACGAAUAAUAAAUUAACAAAGAAUAUUUAUGCUUGUUUUGCUGUGAUUUUUUGUUGUUGCUGUUGUAAUUAAUCCUAUGAUCCAAACUUUUGGAUUUGACAGACAUGCAAAAAUCAUCUGUCAUUGACAAUGUGAUUAUUAUCUUUGCACUGACAACACAUAGCCACCAUCCAAACCAUCCAAACUAACAUGCAUGUGUUGUUUAAAGCCGCCUUACAUUUAUGAAAAGAAAUGUAACAUGCUUUAAAGAUAUACUGUGAAAAUG
Molecule: messenger RNA, 1495 nt
Organism: Salarias fasciatus (jewelled blenny)
Lineage: Eukaryota; Metazoa; Chordata; Actinopteri; Blenniiformes; Blenniidae
Product: lysophosphatidylserine lipase ABHD12
Exons: 13
Coding region: 85-1053 (322 amino acids)
Biological process (GO): monoacylglycerol catabolic process; phosphatidylserine catabolic process
Cellular component (GO): endoplasmic reticulum membrane
Molecular function (GO): phosphatidylcholine lysophospholipase A1 activity; monoacylglycerol lipase activity
Source: RefSeq, a predicted model, not a curated record